CGAGUCUUCCUUCAGUCCAUCAACGAAUAUCAUCAGCCAGAAAUAUGCACCUGGAGAUACAAGUUGCGCUCAAUUUUGUGAUCUCUUAUAUGUACAACAAGCUGCCAAGACGGCGAGUUAAUAUAUUUGGAGAAGAACUUGAAAAAGCGCUUAAAGCCAAGUUCGAGGGUCACUGGUAUCCAGCAAAACCCAUGAAAGGAUCCGCAUUCCGGUGCAUCAAAACCGGCGAUCCUAUCGAUCCUGUGCUGGAGAAGGCUGCGAGAGAAGCUGGCAUGGAGAUCAGAGAGAUCAAGGAAAAUCUUCCUGAAGAUCUUGCUGUCUGGGUAGAUCCUGGUGAGGUCUCUUACCGCAUUGGUGAGAAAGGACUCAUCAAGAUCCUAUACUCGGAAGCAGCAGAAUCCGCCACGCAGGAAGAAAGUUUAGACAAAGAAGUCACGAAGACCUUUAAUCCUGAAGCGCAAUGCUUCAAACCAAUUGACAACCUGAGUUCGUCUCUCAGCAGCAUGUCCAUCAGCCCAAAGUCAUCGUCCCCCUACUCCUCCAAUUCUCCAACCCCUCCUUUCAAAACACGCGAGGCUUCGCCUAUUUCGGCUUUUCUACCCAAGACCGCGGCUCCUUUAACCUUCACAACGGCCACGUUCGCACAAACCAAGUUUGGUUCUACUAAAUUAAAGACGAGCACAAAACGCGCAAACCGCAUGUCACCAACUGAAUUUUCGAAUUACAUCAAACAACGCCAACUUAUUCAACAACAGCAGCACCAGCAACAGCAGCACCACCAGCAGCAGGCAGCUGUCGGAGCCCCUGGAUUUGUCGGCCAAUUCGGUGGCUCUCGUCCGAGGUCGCUGAGUCCAGCACCUCCCCUCGACCCGAACCUUUACCUCCAAAGCAACGGUGGACCAGCCUCAUCUUACAGCCCCUGGAGUCGUGGUGUCUUCGACCAAGGAUUCCACUCGGCUUCAUUUUUCACUGAUCUCAUGCCCAUGUCGAACCACUGCCCCGGCGCAAAACUUCCCCCUGGUUUUGAAGCCAUGACCAGCUCAGGCUCCGGCCUCGUAGGCAUGCCUGGACCGUCCGGGAACGGCGGAGCUGUCAUCGCAGGUGGAGUGAACGGAGGCGACAAGAACUCUGCUAUCAACGAUGGAGUCUACUCGGCACCUCAAUAUCAGCACCUCUUGCUUGCUAAUUGAGGUCUUCAGAAGAUAAGACCGUCUCAUGUAACAACAGUUAGCUUAUAAUGACCGUCAUGCAAAUAGCUUUACAAGAGUAAGAUUACGUCAAGAUAGCAAAACCACCAUUCAUCACCGAUCAGUCAUUUGAAAAAUUGUCGUCUAUUUCUUUGAUAUAACGCUACCAUGAUCCUUUUCACCAGAAUCAAAACUAUAAAACUGUACGAAGCGGUUCCUAUCCAUUGCUGGCCUGCUAUAGAUCGUCAUAAAUGGAUUCACUUUAAGUGGUCACUGCACUUUUCCUGUGAACCUAUUUAAUACUGGUAUCGUCUAAGGCUUCAUGGCUUCCCGCUCGAUUGUGUCUAAUCUUUUUUGAAGCUCUCGUUUUCCUUUUGUCAUAGACGUCAUAUUUCAGCUGAAAGUAUCCAUAUAGUUUUACAGCUCCUUAGAGUUCACUUUCUCAAGAUAUCGGCUUGACAUCUAGUCCAGAUACUUCCAAGCUGGAAAACUACGUAAUGAAUAUAUGAGCCUUAGAAAGAGCAUGUCGUCGUAAAACUUCAUCUGACUCAACCUUUUCUAGUUUUGUACUGCCUGAAAUGUAGAUGGUUUGGGUUGUUUAGAGAUUUAUUGAGUAUUUGACUAAUGUUGCUGCUCCAUCUAUACACUAUGCUUUGUGGCUCAUUUUGUACGUGCCUGUGUAUUGUGAGUAGCUGUACAUUGCUUGUUUGUAACGAUACGAGUGUCAUCAUAGAUAAAUUUAAUUAGAAGGGUUAGACACCAUGCGGUUGUGAAUUGUACAUAUUAUUUGUAGCAGUGGAAGUUGAGGUCGUCUUAGACGGUCAUAGACUCAUUCACUUCUUCCCCAUCACUCACAGAUAGUCUCAUAUAUUUUUCAUACUUGUAAAUCUUUUUAUCUGAAUACUACCGUUUCUAUUUGGAGGUACGGAUCGAUCUUUUUGUGAUAACGACAGUGUGAUAGAGGCUCGCCGUAACGGACUAGUACAAACGUCCCAGUGUCUGUCGUCCCUCCGAGUCCAAAGACCUUCGAAUUUUCUCUACCAGCCUCGCCGUGUCCUUCUCCACUUUCGGAGGCGUUCACGCGAGGCUCCGAAGACCAACGAGAGAGGAGGUCAAAAAGGAGGCGCCAUGACCAGAUGGUUUCAACAAAAAGUUGCAGGUUCGAUUACUCGUUUGAUCGGCAUAAGGGGUUUCGCUUGGAUCCUUGCAUUUUGCCUUUUCCAUCAGCUAUUAUGAAGAAGGUUGAAAUACUAAAUAUGUAUCACUGAAAUUUUCAGCAUUUCGUUCAGAGACCGAAUAUUCCUCGAUUGAGGUUGUCACUUGUACUUUGUGAGUCAUUGCACCGCCCUGAGGUAGCAAUUCUUUCUUGAACCUGACACCAUCUGUUGAAAUAUCGAAUAAUUAAACUAUUGCAAAACGAUAUCUUUCGAGUAAGUACGGUCUGGGCCUAGACUCAGACGCUAAAAAACUAAGUCUAGGAAAUAGCUUGUAGUGCUCCGUUGUUUAACAACAC
Molecule: messenger RNA, 2700 nt
Organism: Hyalella azteca
Lineage: Eukaryota; Metazoa; Arthropoda; Malacostraca; Amphipoda; Hyalellidae
Gene: Tob
Product: protein Tob1
Exons: 2
Coding region: 45-1190 (381 amino acids)
Biological process (GO): regulation of gene expression
Cellular component (GO): cytoplasm; nucleus
Molecular function (GO): transcription corepressor activity
Source: RefSeq, a predicted model, not a curated record